AUGGCAUCUCCAACACCUUUUGAGCUUUCAAUUAUCCAUUUUUCUGAGGAAAAUUUGAAGCCCAACACAAGUUCAUGGAUUGCAGCAUGCAAAGAUGUUCGCCUUGCACUUGAAGAAUAUGGAUUUUUCGUGGCAAAAUAUGAUAAAUUUUCCUCUGAACUUGACAAAAAUGUUUUUGAUGCUGUACAAGAAUUAUUUGAUCUUCCCUUAGAGACCAAAGCUCGAAACACUUCGGAUUUGACGUUCUAUGGUUAUGUUGGACAACUGCCUCAUGCUCCCCUCCACGAAAGCAUGGGAAUUCCUGAUGCAACGACCAUCGAUGGAGUUCAAUGUUUUGCGGAUCUCAUGUGGCCUUCUGGAAACCAGCAAUUCUCUGACACCGUACUGUCUUAUGCGAGACAAAUAUCAGAACUCGAGCAAACGGUGGACAAAAUGAUGUUUGAAAGCUAUGGUACACAAAAACACUAUGAAUCCCAUGUCGAAUCAACAACAUAUCUUCUAAGACCCAUAAAAUAUUCAGCACCAGACAAGAACAUAAGCAACAAUAUUGGUACAAAUAUUCACACAGACAAGAGUUUCCUGAGCAUACUUCAUCAAAAUGAAGUUAAUGGAUUGGAAGUGCAGCUCAGAAAUGGAGAGUGGAUUACUGUUGAUGUACCUCCUGCGUCAUUUGUUGUCAUGUCAGGGGAUGCUUAUCAAGCAUGGAGCAAUGGGAGAAUACAUGCAGCCAAGCAUCGAGUUAUUAUGAAAGGGGACAGGGAACGAUAUUGUCUUGCAUUAUUCUCAUUCAAUCACGGAACUACAAAUAUUCCUGAAGAGCUUGUGGAUUCGGAUCAUCCAUUGCAAUUCAGUCCAUUCGACAAUUUCGGGUUGGCCCGGUUCUACCUCAGUGGAGCGACCCAGAUGACUGAGAGCAGUGCAAAAGCCUAUUGUGGUGUCACUUCUUGA
Molecule: messenger RNA, 948 nt
Organism: Fraxinus pennsylvanica
Lineage: Eukaryota; Viridiplantae; Streptophyta; Magnoliopsida; Lamiales; Oleaceae
Source: the annotation of a GenBank genome assembly